AUGGCGCCCGUACAGGCGACUAACCUGUUCGAACUGAUCUCCAUAGACUAUCUACAUCUGGAAAAAUCUAAGGGAGGUUGUGAAUACAUCCUGGUUAUCGUGGACCACUACACCCGAUAUACCCAAGCUUAUGCCAUGAAGAACAAGUCGUCCAGGACCGCGGCAGUCAAGCUGUUUAACGAAUACAUUCCACGAUUUGGCUUUCUGCGACGACUCCAUCACGACCAGGGUCAGGAAUUCGAGAAUGACUUGUUCAAGCAAUUGGAAAAGAAGUUUGGAAUCAAUCAUGCCCAGAACACUCCAUAUCACCCGGCUGGGAAUGGUAAAGUGGAAAGAUUCAAUUGGACGAUCCUUGGAAUGCUCCGUGCACUGACCCAGCAACAGAAGAAAGACUGGAGGAGUCAUCUGAACCAUAUGGUUCAUGCCUACAAUUGCUGUCAGCUUGAAUCCACUGAGCGUGAAGGGACGCCAGAGAUAGAGUGUGAUCCAAGGUUGGAUCCUGAGCAUGCACCGUUUGUACACCAGGGGAGUGAAGACACUGGAGUGCAGAUCAACACAGAGUUAGGGGGAGAACGAUUAGUGGAGAUACCUCCAGACUCCACAGUAAAAGACAACAUGGCCAGCAGUGAUAGUGGCGACACAACCACAGACCCUCGACCAGGAAGGAUCAGAAGAGCACCUAGGACCCUAGAAUACGACCGAUUGGGAAACCUUUCAUCUAUCAGGUUACGGGGACAUUUGGCCAACCAGUUGUCCGAGUGUUGUACAGAGACGUUGCAGGUGUCUUCUGGUGGUUAG
This is a messenger RNA of Priapulus caudatus, 798 nucleotides long. RefSeq lists its product as uncharacterized. Gene Ontology annotation, molecular function: nucleic acid binding. The record is from RefSeq and is a predicted model, not a curated record. Gene Ontology annotation, biological process: DNA integration. Lineage: Eukaryota; Metazoa; Priapulida; Priapulimorpha; Priapulimorphida; Priapulidae. The coding region runs from base 1 to 798 and encodes 265 amino acids. The transcript has 3 exons.